Messenger RNA from Branchiostoma belcheri (Belcher's lancelet), 2180 nucleotides. RefSeq lists its product as uncharacterized. The coding region runs from base 113 to 1765 and encodes 550 amino acids. The record is from RefSeq and is a predicted model, not a curated record. Gene Ontology annotation, biological process: GPI anchor biosynthetic process. The transcript is spliced from 13 exons. Gene Ontology annotation, molecular function: catalytic activity. Gene Ontology annotation, cellular component: endoplasmic reticulum. NCBI's taxonomy places the organism in Eukaryota, Metazoa, Chordata, Leptocardii, Amphioxiformes, Branchiostomatidae.
CGAGGCUUGACCCUAUCCCGGCAUGCUGCGUGACUGUCAUGGCGGACGUCGUCUGUUCGCCGGCCACGUAAGCUGACAUUCUCAGGAAAACUCCGGGUUUCCUGGUGAAACUAUGUUGGUACUGCUAGUGGCCGCUGCGCUUGGACCCAUGGCGUGCGCUGGUGCCACAAAAGUAGACGGGAAACCCACUGUUGACGAAGCUCAGGUUAUAGCAUAUGGUGGAAUCCUGAACAGUUUUGUCCCAGGUGUGCUGCCAAAUGACACUGACAUCCAACAGGUGGCACAGUUUGCCCUCCAGUAUGCCACAGAACAUGCACCACAUCUGGUACCUAGGGCAGGACAGAGUGCCGAGGGUGGAGACUUCCUCAAACCUGAAAUACUGCAGCCAAGAAAAUUAAAACUCCACUUUACCCAAAAUGGGCAGAACCCUGCUCUGUAUGAGCUUGUGUAUGAACAGAACGGGGAGAAGCUGACUGAGACACACAUCAUCAUCCUGGGCAUCACCUACUUCCUGACCCUGUCCUGGCCUAGCAUCGCCAACUCCCUGGUCCACAGGUUCGUGGUCACCCUCUCCUCAGGACACCUGUACGUCUUUGAACACACCUGGUUCCAGGUGGCUUCUAAGACAGAUGAAGGAACAAUUUUGCCGGGUGCUUCAAAAUAUAUGCAACAUGUCCAGGCAGAUACCAUAUCUUCCACAAGGACUCAAGAUGUGGAAUCUUUGACUUUAGGAGAUAGCAAACACAGUGUGCAAUACUCAUCUAAUCAGGUUUGUCAACAUACUUCUCAAGAGAAGCAAGAGUGUGGUGGUCAAGAAAAGGUAGAAUCUACAACAACUACAGCAAAGAAGUCUUACACACAGAGUAACAAUGAGUUAUCUGGCGAACUGAAGAUUGCUUCCUACAAUGUAUGGAAUUUCAACGGUGGUCCAGGUGGAAGUGUGAAGGCUUAUGUACAACGUGCCCAGCACUUGGGACAGGUUCUUGCUGAUUGUGCUGCUGAUGUCAUUGCCCUACAAGAAGUGAGGUUUGCCUACAACAGAGGAGGGCCUCUAGGGCCAAACCAGAUACAACACUUCACACACUACCUCCCUGGAUACCAGUAUGUAUUCCAGCCUGCCAUGUCCUACCCAGAGAGCAUUCUGGGAAGGGUAGAAGAGGGUGUGGCCAUCAUCUCCAAAUUCCCAAUUCUCAGCCAUGACUACAUCCUACUGUACAGAAAUGCCAGUGACUCUGAAGACUUCCACCAAAGAAUCUGUCUACAUGCAGAGAUAGAGACUCCAUACUUGGGACUUGUCCACCUGUUUGUGACCCACCUGUCCCUGAGUGAGCCGGCCCAGGACAGGUCAGUAGUACAGAUCUGGGAGUUCAUGCAGCGCUUCAGCGGGCCGGCUGUGCUGGUGGGAGAUCUCAACACUGAACCUCACUCCAAGGCUAUCAGGUUUCUCCAAGGUGUUGAAGAGAUUGACAGAGUGAAGACAGAGGGACUUCAGGAUGCCUGGCUGAUGAAGUAUCCAGAGCCAAGGGCUGAUAGAGAUGGUACAUACUGGAGGAAUGAGAUCAGAGACUCUGGGUUGACAUUUAAUGCACUGAAGAACCACUUGGAGAAAAGGAUUGACUACAUGUUUGUUCGGCUCCCAAGUGAUGUGCAUCUCCACAACAUCUCACUUCUGGAUGAUGGCAAACGAGGAUAUGCAGCUGCUUCAGACCAUGUGGGUUUGAUGGGUACCUUCACCCUCUCUCAGGACAAGGACUGGGGCUCUUGAUGCUGCCCAUCAAAUUAGGGACUUCCCAUGAAAAAUUUUAUGGACAUGCUGUAAAGAUAACAGCACGUUGUCUGAUGUUUUAAGAUUAGGGAACAAAUUUCUCUGGCUCAUUUGUAACAAAUAAGUGUCAGAAGAAGCAUAACAUUACAACAAUUUUACCAUUAAUACGGGUACAUGACCUUAAGUUGUAUUUCAAUUGGUUCUGUGUAUGCACUAAGGACUUGUCUAGUACAAAAAAGAACAUUGUAAUACAGUGAUAAAUGAUGGUGUGCCAAAAUAUGAAGUGAUGUAAAUAAUCUAUCAGUGAAUAAUAUGUCAGUAAAUGAGAGUUCCGUGGCCACCUACCUUUGCCAACUGUUAUAUUCUUGUAUAUGUACUGAUUUGCAUAAUAAACAUUUUUUAACUUCAACUUAAA